Dendroctonus ponderosae (mountain pine beetle) is the source of this 6175-nucleotide messenger RNA. RefSeq names its product UDP-glycosyltransferase UGT5. Bases 6 to 1595 code for a protein of 529 amino acids. Gene Ontology annotation, molecular function: UDP-glycosyltransferase activity. The record is from RefSeq and is a predicted model, not a curated record. NCBI's taxonomy places the organism in Eukaryota, Metazoa, Arthropoda, Insecta, Coleoptera, Curculionidae. The transcript has 5 exons.
GAGUGAUGAUAACAAUUAAACACACAGCGAGCAUCACCAAUCACGGGUCAGUCAUGAAGCAGUUCAGUGCCAUCCUUCUGCUCCUUGGCUUUUUCAGCGCAGGCUCGGAAGGCCUUCGGCUGCUGCUGGUGUUUCCGCCCCCUUACCGAAGCCACUACAUUCUUGGAAACGCGCUUGGGAAAGGCCUGGCCCGUCUGGGGCACAAUGUUACCCUCAUCUCCUACUACAAGGAUCCCAAUCCGCCCCCGAAUUUCCGGGAGAUUGUUGUGGAUGACCGACCCCAGAUCGCUCCGCUUAGUGGAGGGGUCCAGAGGAACAUGUUCGAAAUGGAGAGUCUGUCCCCAUACGCUAUCCUGCUCCAUCUCACGAAAUCUGCGGGGCCGGUGUAUACCGAGCCAGCGCUCAACCACACCAAAGUGCGCGCACUGCUUGCUUCAGAGGAGCAGUUUGACGCCGUGAUUGUUGAGCAGUUCUUCAAUGACGCCCUCAAAUAUUUCGCCCACCACUUCCAGGCCCCACUGAUCGUCUUCAGUACUGUCGGCUCCAAUCGCUGGGUCAACAAGCUGGUGGCCAAUCCAGAGAACCCUAGCUACGUGCCGGAUGUGCUGCUCAGCUUCUCUGGGCAGAUGACGUUCCAGCAACGGCUCUACAACCUGGUGUUUGGGCUGGUCAGCGACGUUGUUUGCUACCGCUUCAUCUACCCUCAACAGGACGCGCUGUUGAGGAAGCAUUACCCAGAGGCGCCUCCUUUAGAGACUCUGCUCUACAAUGUGUCGCUGGUACUGAUCAAUUCACACGAGAGUAUCAAUGAGGCGGCGCCUCUGGUGCCCAACAUGGUCCACAUUGGCGGCUUCCACAUCGACACGCCCAAGGAACUGCCCCCGGACUUAAAGGAGUUUAUGGACGGCGCAUCCAAGGGCGUGAUAUACUUCAGCUUGGGGUCGAACUUGAACGCCGCCAACAUGCCAAAGGAAAAACAGGCGGUGUUUUUGGAGGUGCUGAGAAACCGGGAGGAGAAGGUGCUUUGGAAGUGGGAUGGCGAUGUUUUUGAGGAUCAGCCCUCCAAUGUCAAGAUCUCCAAGUGGUUUCCUCAGCAGGCCGUGUUGGCCCACCCGAACUGCAAGCUCUUCAUCUCCCAUGGAGGUUUGCUGAGCACGACCGAAACCGUUUCCCUAGGGGUUCCAGUGCUGGCCAUCCCGAUCUUCGCCGACCAGAAGCUAAACGCCGGCCGCAUCCAGGCCAAAGGCUUCGGUCUGACCAUUCCCUUCUCCCAGAUGACGCGAAACUCUUUGAACGCCGCCCUGGACGAUCUUCUGGAUAAUCCGAAGUAUCGCCGUAACGUGCAAAUGGGUUCGCGCCUACUACAUGACCGCCCCAUAGAGCCAAUGGCAUUGGCCGACUACUGGAUCCGAUAUGUAGUCAGGCACAAGGGGGCGCACCAUUUAAGGGUGGCAGGGACUCGACUGCCCCUUUUCCGCUACUUUAUGCUGGAUCAAUUGGGGGUUUUCUUGGGCGUUUUGAUACUGGCAGGGUGGCUGCUUAGCAGGACGCGCAGGGUAUUUAGCAAGAGCACGCUGAAGGCGAAGGAAGAGUAAAAUGUCCGAGUAGAUAUCCAACGUUUUGCUGGUAGCAAGAUUCAAAACCGUAGAAAGGCGGCAGUCUUGUGUGAAUAAGGUGUAAUUUAUUGCAUGGUUAAAGUUUCCGGCUUCGACUCAAUCGUUUAAAGUUUCAUCUUUUUUAAAUGAAUCCAAGGACAGGUAAUAAUCCAGUUAUUAUAAUCUUAUCGUUAUUAAAACUUACCUCAUAAUUGAUAAAAAGAGAAUGUAAUGUGUACCAAUUAUGAGGUGAGUUUUUCAAAUGUUUUGCUCCCCCAAAAGGAAAGGGUUUUUUCUUAAGAACUAAUGAAUGCUUUAACGCUUUGUAAAUUACAGUUUUUGUACAACAUAAUUUAAUUGUAAAUUGGUGUUUGUAGUUUGUAUGAAUUUUAAAUCUGAUGAUGGCGCUGUUGUCUCGAUAUACAAAUUUUUAUUUCACAUUUUGACUGAAACCGAGGAUGGAUAAGAAUAUAAUAAUUUGUCCUUUUCGUAUUUUUUGAUAAUUUGUUUUAAUUCAAAGGCAAAACAACCCGAGUGCUUUUUUGCAUAAAAAUGUAUUUAAAAAAAUUAUUUAGUUAUUGAGUAGAAGUGUUUGUCCUUAAUUUGAGUCUCUCCGUAACACAGACUAAUUUAAUUUACAAGCUAAGAAUUUUCCAUUGCAAGAAAACUUUGACUAUUCAUAUCUCUAAAUAAACCGUUUGUGACUAACCCUUCAAUUACAAUAUUCUUCGACCAAAUCUAUUCAAUACCAUCCAUACUUAUCUCAUUCUAUCCUCGGUAGCUUCUACUGAAAUAUACUCCCAUUAUCAUUAUCUACUUAACAUAUUUUGAAUCGCAUCUCAAUCAUAUUAUCCAUGUUUCUUUCGACAGGCAGAACUUGUUUUAUUGUGCGACUAGAGAGAUAAUGCUGGCUGAAGCAUUCAAUUAAUUAAUUAAAUAUACACCUGGAUUUAUCUUCGUUCCGAUAUGAAUGCCUAUUCGGGAGUUUUUCAGGUAUCAGCUAGGCAGCUAACUUCGGCAUACGUUUCUUGUUGAAGAUAGCCGGGCAUUGUUUAUAUCGCUUAUUACCAUACUGAAGUGUCUCAGGAAAAGUUUACUUAGCAAUUAGCGUAAUGGGAAAAUAUUGGCUUAUCGAAUGGAAGCUUGAUUACACACUCUCUUCAAACAAUAAUGGAAAAAUAGACAUCAAAACUAACGCCCAAGCACAGUGUAAAAAACGCACUUUAAAGGCAACGGUAAAAAGGCAGAAUCGCGGGCAAGCAUUUCGACAAUGGCAAAAUCCAGUUCUCAGCAGGUUGAGUUCUCUAAUAGACUGGCGGCUUGUCUUGACGAAAUAAUCAUCAUUCAAAAGGUACAAGUGAAACAUAAUUGGGCGCAGCGGGUGCAAGCCGCCGCAUCACUCUGUACAACAUUAUUAUUGAAAGCAACGAAAAAUGAACACGCAGUGUGGCAAAUAGAUGGAAAACACUAAAAGCGAACAGAAAAAACCCAGUCUAGAAUAAUCAAUCAACAGCCUAAUCAUUAGUUCUUUAUGUCGGUAAUUUGCAUAGCCUGCUGCUUUCAACUUCCUGCUUUUGCAAUAUAUCUGGAAUUUUUAAUUUUGAAAGUUCCAAACUUACUAAUCGGUGCGAAUCUUGAAAAAUCAUUAAAACACAUUGCCUGAGAAAUGGUUGCAAACGUUUCAUCAAAUCACUGAAGGGCAUCACGACGAGUAAUUGCGUUUUUGUUAUCUCAUUUCAAAAGGCAAAACGGAAAAAUAUUCAACGCAAAAAUACGAAAUAGAAUGAAAACCUCAUGCAACUGUAAGAGCAUGUUUAACAAGUGAAUUCACUAGUCAUGGCCUCGAAUAGGCAAAUGGAAUCAAGUUGUCGGCAACAGAUUGGAUGCAAAAAGGCCAUGUAAAACAGACCCCCUGCACGUUCCAUCUGUACUGAACACUUUGAUUUAAGAAUAAUGUGUCAUCGUAAUAAAUAACUGUUUUCAUCGCGAUUCUUAUUUAUGUCUUCAUUAACUCCAAUCAAUCCAUCACGUGUAGCGUUCCAAUAGAAAAAUGGCAAUUUUAAUAACAAACCAACGGUAUAAUUAAUGAUAUAAAUCGAAAAAACAAAUCAAUCACCACACUAAUUCCCUACAUGUUAUAAAUAUUUGUUAUCAAUAAAUCAGAUUUAAAUAUUCAAAUCAUUCUGGCACCAUUAAGAAAAUUUGUCAUUAAUUAAAUUACCUAAUUUAUCCAAACACAAAAGCCCAAGACACACCUCGACGAUCAAAUAAUUCUUCGGAUGCCUUCGGCGUCUAAAAUACGAGGUAUUCGAAAUUAAGAAUGUCUUCUGCAAUUCAAAGAUUACGGACACAUUAAAGGAACCGUAUCUAGAAUUUAUCAUCUUUUAUAUUCGUGAAAUUUACAUAACAACGAAUGCAUAAUUAAAUAUGUUAGAUUAAACAGGAUUAGUCUGAAAUAUUUUUGUUUCGUCUAUAUAAAGAUAUAUUUUUCUUACAUUUACAUAAAAGGCUUUUCAGCUUUGCAUCAUUUCGGACAUAUUUAUGAUCAUUAAUGGUUUAAGAACAAGUAGAAACUAUUAGGAAAUGGUUAGAUUGAUUAUUAAGCCGGGUUCUGUUUAAUUGAAGAAAACAACGCUAAUGGCUUUAAGCGAACUUUCAACAUAAAUCGAUAAAAUAAACAACAAAGGUACAAUAGAUAUUUUAGAACCUCCACCCACUGAAUUUUUCAGUCUGACAUCGAAACGAAUAUCGAAAAACAACAUCAUAAAUCGAUUGAAUUAAUUUACAUGUUAACACCUAUUACAGCGUAUUUCUUUGUGGAAAUGAAAUGCUGCCACCGGCCACUACAGAAAUGAUGAUUGGUUCCGAUAAAUUUAGGCGUGGACAAAUUAAACUGUUCAGAUAUAUUUAAGUAGGAGGUGUAAGUUAUUAGGUAGAACCUGAUUUAGGUAAUAUUACAGCUACGGGCUUUGCUUAAUAAAUUUACCGCCGCCUUUAAUUAUUUCUCUAUAGAAAGUCUUAACGUGGGAAACGACUUAUAUACGACGAAUAGUUGUAAAAAUCCAGACAUUUUCCAAUCCUUGCUCUUCCAGAAAACCCGCAAAAUUUCCUAGACCUUAAUUAAGAUAAAGUUUUAAUCGGUGCAAUAAUCCUAUCGGAAACAUUUGAAAACUGUCGGCUACACACAAUAAAGCCCCACUGAACAUUAAAGCAUUUUAAUUACAAAGUCGUCCAGUAGCAGCAGUGGCACGGUUAAAAUUCUCACUUAGAAUUCCAGCAAUCUAUGGGCUGUUAAAAUGACUGCUUUUUCUGAAAAGACAUCGCACUAAAGAGCCUUAAAAACAAUCCACUAGCUGGUUCAUGGUUACCGGUUUGCGUUUAUGUUGAGGACGAAAAUUCUCUAGUAAUAUGAACAAGAAACUGAAGGCAUUGAAGCCAGCACCGCGCAGACUGUUCCUUCUAUCAUUACACCUCAACACCUUCCUUCAAAUCAUCAAAAGAUUUUCCAAGUUCCACAGAUCGAGGCAAAAUCGCAUGUUUUUACAUGAAAUAUUCCCCGGUACAUGAACUAUACCGCUCCCGGUUUUUUUGUGGCAUUUCGGGGAAGCCUGCAAAGUGAUCUUCCUCACGAAAGACAUUCUCUACAUAUUAGGGCGUUUAAAAACUUGCAUGGAUGCUUAAGUGGUUGUACGUGAACCCAUACUAACUUGGCUGAUGAUCGUUUACGAGUGCCUUGCUCAGUGGUCUAACUUGUUCUUAUCGGUUCAAGGAAGACGUUCGUACGUUACCUCAUAAAUCGAGAAACCCAUUUGGACAACAAUCACACGGCGAACGCAAAAAAUCUGGAACUUCCAGAGUAUUGACGCUUUUUGCAGAAAAGCGAAUAACAAAAGGUAAAAUCAUCGCUUAAAAUUUCAUUCUGUUGGGAUUUUUUAAAGCAACAUGUACAAGUCCCAGACGUGGUUCAGCAGUAUUAAACAGGAGCUAUAAAAAUAAAAUUCGACCUAAAUACCGAAAACUCUUCAGAGGCGUUUUGCUGCCGAACAACAGCUUUUGAACACUCAGAACAACUUUCUUGUCCUGUGUUUCAAACACCAUCACCAUCUGAAGCGGAGAUAAUCUGGAAAUCGAAUUUUCUUGGGCUUCAUACGAGUGUUAAUCAGAAGUUUUCCCGAUUAGUUGCAGGAUCUGAAGCUUUGAUAAAACCGUAUGCUAUACACGAAACGUUACACCUAAAGCUACUCGUGACUAAUAAAUAUGCGGCAUAUUUCGGGAAUUUUAAGUGUCAAAAAUUAAAUGACAAAACUCCGAGUACCGUGUAGAAAUUCUCGUUAUUUUUAAUGGCCAGUGGCUUAAACGUCCCAAAAAUUCCUCUACUACUUAUAUCUCAGUUAUGAUCAUCUAGCUAUAAAUUUUGUCAACCGAACGGCCACUGGUAUCAAUUACUGCUUAACUUGCGAAACUGGACAAACUAAACAGGGAUGUUUAAUACGCGAUAGAGUUUGCUCUUGCGGUUAUGGGUGCAUUUCCGAUUACCGGUAUGACAAUAUGCAGGAAUGCCAAGCUGCAUUAAAAGGUAA